This is a messenger RNA of Meloidogyne enterolobii, 940 nucleotides long. Lineage: Eukaryota; Metazoa; Nematoda; Chromadorea; Rhabditida; Meloidogynidae. The record is from the annotation of a GenBank genome assembly.
CUAUAAUAAUAAUCUCAAAAUGUCAAAAUCCCUGUAUGAUCUGGUUCUACUCUUUACCGCAACAAAAGCAGCUUUCAGCAUUCCAGCUAUUGUUCUAAAUUGUUCCCUAAUCUACGUAACUAUCAAAUCUAAAUGUCUUCGUAAAGGGUUAUGUAAUUGGCUUUUGGCUAUUUAUGAUGGCUGUUUGGUAGUUUAUCUGGCAACAUUCCCUUUAGCGUUAUUUCAACAUUUACUGACCAAAAGUGAUUUGAUGCCUUUUUGGAAAUGUUUCUUGCUUCAAUCAGUUCCCCUCACACUUUUUGCAGCUUCUUUCCCUUUUAUGUUAGCAAUCGCUCUAGACAGAUUUAUUGGAGCUGUAUUUCCGUUAAAUUCAAUAAGUUGUUCAAUGAUUAAUUUGCUUCUGAGCUAUCAACGAAUUAUGGCUAUAACAAAUAUCCUUUUAGAGGCCAUUGCAAUUGCAUUAUAUAUUGGAAUUGCAAUAAUUAUAUCGAGGAGGAAGGCUACUAUCAAAAAACUUAGUGAAUUUUGGCACAAUACCCAGUGCCAGAUUACCGGAAUUAUCCUUCAGACUAUGGUCGUUUACUUGGUCUUCAGAAUUUUCAGAUUUCGCCUACGGCGCUAAAUAAUUCUGGAUGAAGAUUAAGCCAAGAACUGGCUUUAGUUAAUCAAGAACCGGGGAUCAGUUAAAAACUGAAAUUUAGGACUAGAAAACCGGCCAUAACCGAAACCGGGGAAUACUGGUUACUAAACUGUAGUGAACAACCCUACUUUAAACAUUAAAUCUUAAUCCUUUUCCUCUCCUUAUAGCAUCAUUUGAUCGCCGUAUCUUUAAAUCCUUGUUUGCAAUUGCGUCAUUUGACUUUAUCGGAUGGACCAGCAAUUCUAGUGUAAUGAUUAUUCUUGGAUUUUUAAAUUUAGAUGCAUUGACUUAUUACAAAGU